AUAAAUACUAUAUAUAUAUAUAGUUCCGAUCACAUUCACAAUACUAUUCAAAAUAUUUACAAUUUUGGUAUUGCACAUCUUUUCGUAAGAAUCCCUUACCCUUCUUUAGCAAAAAGUCUUCUUGUACUAGCGUUGUGUACACACCUACAGCUAGCAUGUUUGCUAGCUAUAUAUAUCCAUUGUGUGACCGAAUGGUAGCUAGCUACAUAUAUACAAAGCUAAUCAAGGAGCGGAGGAGUUGAUUAGACAUGGAAGCAACUACCAUGUGGAGAAGAUUGGUGCUCCUCCUCAGCUGCGUAAUGCUAUGCAUAGGAAACUGCGGCGGCCCUCUCAUCACGCGCCUCUACUUCCUCCGCGGCGGCAACCGUAUUUGGUUCGUAAGCUGGCUAAUCACCGGCGGCUGGCCCCUCACUUUUAUCCUCCUAGCCGCCGCGUACGCUUUCCGCCGCACAACCCAGGGCCCCACCGCAAAGCUCUUAUUUAUACCCCCGAAGCUGAUCGUCCCCGCCGCCAUCCUCGGCGCGCUCACCGGCCUCGACGAUUAUCUCUACUCCUACGGCCUGUCCAAGCUCCCCGUCUCCACCUCUGCCCUCCUCAUUAUCUCCCAGCUCGCCUUCGCCGCCGGGUUCGCGUUCCUGCUGGUCAAGCAGAGGUUCACGGCCUACUCGGUCAACGCCAUCGUGCUGUUGACCAUGGGCGCCGGCGUUUUGGCCACCGGCGCCAACACUGACCGCCCCAACGGCGAGUCCAACCGGGAGUAUAUUCUGGGGUUUGUUCUCACGCUUUUAGCCGCGUUUAUGUAUGGGUUUAUUAUGCCAUGCAUAGAAUUAGUGUACAAGCAGGCAAAGCAAGCUAUUACCUAUACCUUGGUUUUGGAGAUCCAGUUGGUUAUGGGUUUCUUUGCCGCCGCUUUUUGUCUCAUUGGGAUGCUCAUAAACAAGGAUUUCCAGGCAAUUUCAAGGGAGGCAAAUGAAUUCGAAAUGGGGAAAGCGAAAUACUAUGUGGUGGUAAUAUGGACUUCCAUCCUUUGGCAGUGCUUUUACGUGGGAGCCGCCGGUGUGAUAUGCUACGGUUCCUCGUUGUUGUCGGCCGUCUUAAGCGCCGUUUUACGUUCCGUGACGGAGGUGCUCGCCGUCGUCUUCUACGCCGAGAAAUUCCACUCCGAGAAGGGUAUCUGUCUAGCCCUCUCUCUUUGGGGGUUAACCUCCUAUUUUUAUGGAGAUUUUAAAAAAAGCAAGACCAAAAAGACCAACAGCCAAAAUCAAAUCCCAGAGGCUCAAAUGGCCCAAACGCAAAGCCUUCCUAUAUAGUCUACUCCAUCAUAUCAAUUACUCCGAUCCUCUGCUCACAUGCAUACAUGAAUGUGUUCCGUUAAAAAUAUUAUAUGGUCUCAUUCAAUAAAUUUUACAGUUAGUUUCAAAUACAUUAUAUUUGGGAUUAGUUUACAAUAUGAGUGUCCUCAAAACUCUUUUGCUUUAUUUGUAACACCAAACCCGAUGAGAUGAUGUUUGUGCAAAGAUAUUAUAUUAUAUGGUUUCCGACCCAA
Ipomoea triloba (trilobed morning glory) is the source of this 1546-nucleotide messenger RNA. Its product is annotated as purine permease 3-like. NCBI's taxonomy places the organism in Eukaryota, Viridiplantae, Streptophyta, Magnoliopsida, Solanales, Convolvulaceae. Gene Ontology annotation, cellular component: membrane. Gene Ontology annotation, molecular function: purine nucleoside transmembrane transporter activity. The record is from RefSeq and is a predicted model, not a curated record. The coding region runs from base 249 to 1310 and encodes 353 amino acids. The transcript has 2 exons.